AUGAUCAAAGAACACGGAGUUAAUCCGGCUGACUUUCAUAUCGUCGCUCAUAGUUUGGGAGCUGCUGUCGCAGGCUACGCCGGACAUCGUAUCAGUGGACUCGGACGCAUCACAGGUCUCGAUCCGGCCAGUCCAUUUUUUGAAAACACCGAUCCAAUCGUGCGUCUUGAUGCAAGUGAUGCAAAAUUUGUUGACAUUAUUCAUACAGAUGGGUCGCCUACCCUUCUUCUUGGCUUCGGCACUCUCACACAAGUGGGUGAUGUCGAUUUUUACCCAAAUGGAGGCAUGAAUCAACCGUCAUGUGAUAAGACGUCAGCCAAACUUAUUCAUGCCAUUCUCAACUUGGGUCCACUUGACAUUUUCGGUCCUAUGGAUAUUCAAGGUGAGUGUAACAUGUACAAUGUUUAAUGAAUCUAGAAGAAAUUCAACCGAGUUGAGCGUCGUACAUGUUCUGCAUACAGAAAAUAAAUGAACAUAAUCAGAGACAGUGAAAGUGAGGAAUAUAUACCGUGCAAUAAUUCAAAAUUCGUAUCAUAGGUUUCUUUAACACAACAAUGUGCAGCCACUUUGCUGCCGUUCAUCUAUUCACCAAUUCGAUUCUCAAUCGGUGUAUCUAUCGAGGAUUUUCAUGCGAAAGUGACGAAGCUUUUCAGAAAGGAGAAUGUAUACUGAAUGCUAACGAAGGAAAUUUCAUGGGCUAUCAUGCAUCUCCAAAUAAACCACGUGGACGACUCUAUCUCAAUACCCAGAUGGCAGACAAAGCUCCCUAUUGCAGUAAGUAAUUUUGACGUUUGACAAACAGAAACACAAUGAACAUGUUUUCUGCAGUGAAUCACUAUCAGAUUAGGUUGAUGUCGGGUUCAAAUUUUGUUCAAACAAAAGGUCAAAUUCUUCUAACACUCACCGGUAGUCAAGCUACACAAAGUGUUCUCCUUGAUUCGUGAGUCUAGAUUGAUACUUUAAGCAACUCUUCUUUUCAUUUAGUGACGAGACAUUUUUGAAACGAAACGGUAUUGAAACUCGUUAUAUUCCACUCACAACUGAUUUGGGUAUGAUUCAACAUGUCAACGUUAAGUUCGAACGUGCAGGUCAUUUGAUUUCCUCACUGAUCUAUUCGAGCAAAUGGACAUUCACAAAUGUGACUGUUAUUGAUGGCGAUCGACAGAUCAGGUUAGUAGAAUGUUCUUCAGAUGAACUUCAAUUUAAUUUCUACUGUAUCUAGUGUGACAUUCUGUCCCAAGAACGACGCCAUGGUACUUGAAUCUGGCGGCAGUACUGCAAGAUUUUAUCCAUGUUAAUUAACAUAUUAUUGAAAAAAAUAAAAAAAAUGAGAUUUUCUUUCAUCCGUUCAAGAUGACUAACGAUAUAUCGAGUUGAUGACUUCGACAACAGUCAAUCAUAAAUCAUAAUAAAAAUUGUGUAGAUUUAUAAAAUGAUCUGCAUGAUAUUGCAAGUGAUGAGGGGUAAACAGCAGAGACUUCGCUUUUGAAGUCCUCUGAAAUUCCAGAAGUCUCUUAAAAUCUUAUGAAAUCUCAUGAAGUCUCUUGAGAUGUUACGAAGUCAUAUUAAGUCUCAUGAAUUCUGUUAAAGUCUUAUGAAGUCUUCUGAAUUUUUCCGAGUAAACUUAGCGUAAAAAUAAUUCAUAAGAAAUCGAAUUAAGUCGUGAGAUUUUUGACGAUCUUAUUUUAGCAGAAAUAUGAAGCUUUAUUGUGUUGCCAACCUGCUCGAAAAAUUCGUGUUCGGUUGAACAAAAAACAAUCAUAAUUAAUAGUUCAAAUACUUUUAAUACAGAUAUUCAUUUACAUAUGAAAGCUUGUAUCAAUUAGAUAUCAAAGUUAUAAAGAAUUUUAGUCUUUUUUGUUUGCUUCCAUCCCUCGUGAAAGUCUAUCAGUCGAUGAACGAGUAGUUUUAUCGGUAAAUAACCAACACGCUAUUUGCUUAUGUAUAAAUUUAACGUUUUUAUUUAUUUGCAUCUGAAAAUAAGAGCUGUUCAAUGCUGGAUUGAUCGAAUCGAAUAUUCGUAUACCAUUGAAGUUCAUCUUAUCGGUUUUAGUUUCAUUUACAUCUUGCGUGUUUGUCACAUCUUGUUCUUCUUCGUUAAAGUUGAACAAAUCAUUAUUAAUUUCAUUACCUUCUAUUAUUUCAUCAUCAUAAUCAGAUUCAGAAGUUGAUGAUGAAUCUAAAUUAAUUUCCAGUCUAACACUGUCGAAUAUAUUUUUACUUGAAUCAUGUAAUUCAAAAGCAGUGUGUCUGUUUAAUGUAUUCAGUAUAUUCAAGUUACUAACUAACUCUUUUGCAUGAUUAAAUGUAGCUAAAAUUUUCAUUUCAAAUUACCAUAAGUAUUUAUCUUUGAAAAAAAUCGUGAAAUUACGGUAACUCUAUGAAUAAGUUCUAUAUCGGUAAUGAGUUGGAAUUGAAUUGAGUCUAAUUAUGAUGCAAAAAAAGAGAACUAUGUUGAAAACCACCAACUUUGAAACAAAAACUUUAGCUGUAUUCUAUUUUAUUAUUGAGUUUAUACAUAUCAAUAAACUAUUAUAUACCAUUAUGAAAAAGAAUUUCUUUUAAUCGGCAUCUAAUAGAUAGUGUGCUUUGCAAGGCACAAAGGGUGUGGGUGGGUGUGGGUGUGGGGUGGGUGUGGGUGUGAGUGUGGCUGUGGCUGUGGGUGUGAGUGCGAGUAUGGGGGAGAUGUGGAUGUGGGUGUGGGUGUGGGUGUGGGUAGGUAUAAGUGUGGGUGUGGUUAUCAUCUGUUCUAUACAUCCUCACCUACAACCACACCAAUACUGGCAUCCACCCACACCUUCACCGACGCCCACAUCCAUAUUCACACUCACUCACACCCUCACCCAUCCACGCCCACUCCCAAACCCAUACCCACACUCACAUCUAUGCAAACCACUCCACGCUCACACCGACACCCGUCCAAACUCACACCGACACCCAUCCAAACUCACACCCACACAAACACCCAUCCACACUCACACCCACAUCCACACCCAUCCGCACCCACACCCACACCCACACCCACACACACCCACGCCCCACACCCAUCCACACCCACACCCACACCCACACAAACACCCACACCCACACCCACCCACACUCACACCCUUAUAAACAUGUCAUUUUUGAUAUCAUCAUAGGUUAGUAAUCACCUUUUUUCUUUUUCAUUUCAAUUUGAAAAAGUUCAUUCGCAUUUGACUACUUGUCUUUAGAUACUGAUUUUGCCAUUUUUAUGUGAUUGUUUUUUAUUAUUAACAUUAAGAGACGUUCCACGAGAAAAUGAACCUACUCACAUAUAAGCCU
Rotaria sp. Silwood1 is the source of this 3303-nucleotide messenger RNA. NCBI's taxonomy places the organism in Eukaryota, Metazoa, Rotifera, Eurotatoria, Philodinida, Philodinidae. The record is from the annotation of a GenBank genome assembly.